This is a messenger RNA of Charadrius vociferus (killdeer), 969 nucleotides long. RefSeq names its product cell division cycle 123 (gene CDC123). Lineage: Eukaryota; Metazoa; Chordata; Aves; Charadriiformes; Charadriidae. The transcript has 13 exons. The record is from RefSeq and is a predicted model, not a curated record. Gene Ontology annotation, cellular component: cytoplasm. Bases 1 to 969 code for a protein of 322 amino acids.
AUGGGGAAUCUGUGUGAGACAGGGCUGGGAUGGAGUGUUAUACUUCCCCUACCAGAGAAUGUGAAAGAAUAUUUGCUGGAUGAUGGAACACUUGUGGUUUCUGGAAGAGAAGAUCCACCAAGUCAUGCUCAGGAGAGGAGUGACGAUGCAGAGGAAAUACAGUGGUCAGAUGAUGAGAAUACUACAACACUUAAGGCACCAGAAUUUCCUGAGUUCACAGCUAAAGUUCAAGAAGCAAUAAGUUCCUUGGGUGGUAGUGUUUUUCCUAAACUUAACUGGAGUGCUCCAAGGGAUGCCUAUUGGAUAGCCAUGAACAGCUCUCUGAAAUGUAAAGCUCUCAGUGACAUCUUCCUCCUCUUCAAGAGUUCGGACUUCAUUACUCGUGACCUCACUCAGCCCUUUAUUCACUGUACUGAUGAUUCCCCUGAUCCUUCCUUGGACUAUGAGCUUGUUCUUCGCAAAUGGUGUGAACUAAUCCCUGGUGCAGAAUUCAGAUGCUUUGUCAAGGAAAACAAGCUUAUAGGUAUAUCACAGAGGGACUACACUCAAUACUAUGAUCAUAUCUCUAAGCAACAUGAAGAGAUCUGUAGAACAAUACAGGAGUUUUUCAAGAAACACAUACAGUAUAAAUUCUUGGAUGAAGACUUUGUUUUUGAUGUGUACAGAGACAGCAGGGGUAAGAUUUGGUUAAUAGAUUUUAACCCAUUUGGCGAAGUAACAGACUCAUUGCUGUUUACGUGGGAAGAACUGACGUCUGGGAAAAACCUGAAAGGAGACCAGAGUGAAGGGGAAGCAACAGAACAGGACUAUCCAGUUUUCCGUUGUACGAACAGUAAGGUUACUGUCCAGCCUAGUCCAUACCUGAGUUACCGACUGCCGAAAGAUUUUGUGGACCUUUCUACAGGAGAGGAUGUUCACAAAUUAAUCGACUUUCUUAAACUGAAAAGAAAUCAGCAAGAUGAUGACUGA